CGCGGAUUCCGGGAGAGGUGGUUUAGAUGUUGUUGCGGUGAUGUUUCGCCUCGUCGUAAACGGAAUAUCCAGCGACUAUGGCGUGCAAGACGGAGUCCGGUUCGCGAAACUUGUCGGUGAGAUUAGUUGCAGUUGUGUGUGCAGCCAUUGGAUUUGCCGUCUACGUUAAUAGUCUCGAUUGCGGAUUUUGUUUCGACGACUUAUCAGCAAUCACUGAAAACCAAGAUUUGAGACCAGAUACUCCGUGGGUGGAGUUACUCCGAAAUGAUUUUUGGGGUACCCCAAUGCACAUUGAGGGAAGUCACAAGUCGUAUCGGCCUCUGACGGUGGCCACUUUUCGGCUGAACUACAUGCUGCACGAGCUGGAGCCGCUGGGCUACCACUUGGUGAACGUGCUCCUGCACAGUGCAGUGGUCUACCUGUACGUACUGCUGUGUGGUGUGGUCUUCAGUGAAGUGUGGCCGGCACUGAUAGCUGGACUACUGUUUGCAGUCCACCCCAUACACACUGAGGCGGUAGCAGGGGUGGUUGGAAGAGCCGAAACACUCUCGGCUAUUUUUUUCCUACUUGCUCUCUUCACCUACAAGAGAGCUGCCCUGGGAAAAGGCUGGCAGUGGAUUUCUCUAACUCUCCUCAUGGCAGUGAGCUCGGUGCUGAGUAAAGAGCAAGGCAUCACUGUCGUUGCAGUUUGCUUCACAAUCGACGUCUUCCUCGUCCAAAAACUGGAUUUAUGGUCACUGCUAUCAUCUCUCACAUCUUUAACCCCCUCGAAACCCUUGCCUCCUCGUUGGCUCCGCCCACUGCUGCUCCGCGGCGCCCUCCUGGCUGUGUUCACCAUGGCGAUCAUGGUUGUCAGGGUGAAGAUCAUGAAAGCUGAACUCCCCGUCUUCACAAACCAUGACAACCCGGCGGUAACCUUGGAGAUGCCAUACCGACAGCUCCACUGGACCUAUCUCUGUUUCGUCAACUCCUGGCAGCUUCUCAACCCUUCUUUCCUCUGCGCCGACUGGACCAUGGGGACGAUCCCUCUCAUUACCUCAUUCAACGAUCCACGAAAUUUGCUCACCGUGGUUACUAUCGUUGCUAUGGCGAUGCUCUGUCUCUAUGGGGUGUCGGAAAGAGCUCACAAAUCGGUCGUGGUGGCUCUUUCGUUUAUUGUCUUCCCCUACCUCCCGGCCUCCAACCUCUUCUUCCCCGUGGGCUUUGUAGUGGCUGAGAGAGUCCUCUACCUACCUAGUAUGGGCUUCUGCAUGCUGGUCGGCUUCGGGGCCUGGAAGAUGCUGGCAAAAACCGGUUCCAAACCGGUAAAACUCGUCCUCGUUUCAGGUCUCGCAUUUGUUUUGCUGGCUCACUCGUCGAGAACCCUCGUCAGAAACAGGGAUUGGUUUUCAGAUGAAACUCUUUUCCGAGUGUCGGUACGUGACAAUCCGUCCAACGGCAAAGUCUACAACAACCUCGGACAUGAGAUGGAGAGGAGAGGGAAUACAUCGUUUGCCGAGAGACUGUUUCGCAAGGCGGGCGAGGUGCAGCCGGACGACGUCGGGGCAUUCAUCAACCUCGGACGCACCUUGAAACAACUGGGGAAAUUCGAGGAGUCGUGAAAAGGCGUACCAGGAAGCAAUAGAGUUAAUGCCGACGGGUAAGACGUUUCGAGUGGCCCCGAGUCACAUCAAUGUGUAUUACAACCUGGCAAACCUCAUAAAGUCAGACCCACUCCGCCUGCAAGAGGCGUACAAUCUCUAUCAGACUGCAAUCUCGAUGAAGCCCGAUUUCAUCGAGGCCCAUCUGAACAAGGGCGACGUGCUGCUAAAACUGAAUCGGACGCGCGACGCCAAGACUUCGUUCGAAAAGGCCUUACACUACAACCCGCGGUACACCGAUGCCCUGUUUAACCUGGGGACGGCUCAUCUUCAACUGGGAGAGAAGACGGAAGCAGAGAAGUGUUACCGACAGGCGUUGGCAAUGGACUCUCGUCACUCCUACUCCAUGCUGAGUCUGGCUCUCCUGAUCAAGGACGACGAGGAGAGAGAGAGAAAGGAAGAGGCUGAAACUCUACUCCGGGAAGUAUUGUCAGUGGAUCCUAGAAACAGCCGUGCAAGUUUCCACCUCGCUCUUGUCUACGUCGACCUUCAGCAGAUCGAGAAAUCCGAGGAAUUGUUUAAACGGACGCUCUCCCUCGAUCCCGAGUACCGCAGUGCCCUGUACAACCUCGGUCUCCUCUAUAAUCACCUCAAACGCUACGAGGAAGCCGUGGAAGUGUUGACGAAGUUCGUGGACCUUCAGCCGGACCACGCCUCGGGGGCUCAGGUCCUGGGGGAUUGUUUCAUGAGAUUGUCGCAGCGAGACAGGGCAGAGGAGAUGUACGAGAUGGUUCUGCGGAGACAUCCAAAUCACACCAUUGCACUGCACAACCUGGGAGUGGCUAAAGCGGAAGCUGGAAAUUUCACUGAAGCGAUCCGACUGUUCUCACGGACUCUGGAACUGGACCCGCGUCACAAGGCAGCGAGACGACAUCUGGAACAGGCAAAACAGCAGCUCGAUUCCACGGCAACCACCACAAACACCAGGAGAAACAGAAGAUGACCACACCCACCAUUUAUCCCUGUAGGAACAUGAAUAUGUUUUGUAAGCAUCCAGAUUCUGGUAGGGUGGCUUUUUUUAAUUUUUUGGUGAUUUUUGAAUUCAUUCCCCC
Molecule: messenger RNA, 2692 nt
Organism: Geodia barretti
Lineage: Eukaryota; Metazoa; Porifera; Demospongiae; Tetractinellida; Geodiidae
Source: the annotation of a GenBank genome assembly